UCUGUGGGAGGAAGGAAUUGUUCGGGGCGCCUCUGGGGAGGGGAAGAUUUUUUUUUUUGAGGGAAGGGGGUCCCUUUCCUUCGGCGAAGGCCCCUCAGGCAGCGCCCUGGGCAGCCCCGAGGCUGGGGCCUGCAGCGACCAGAGCGCGGCGGCGGCGGCGGCGGUGGCGAGAGCCGAGCCCGGGCCAGGGCGGAAGGGAGAGGGCAGCCGGCCGGCCGCCCCGGCCUCCCCUCCCCAGCCGCAGAUGAGCUGUGCAGGAUCUUCACUGGGAACCUCUUUGAGUCGGCAUCUCUGAAGAUGGCGAACUCGGUUGACUUUGUGGGCGUGCGUCUGAGCAGGGGCAAAGUGCCCGGUUGGAUGGAAGAGCAACAGCAUUGAAAGAUUACAGACCAGCCUUGGAUAUGAGUGAUUCUACCCUAGACGUGCUGUCAGUGAAUGACUUGGAAGAGACGUCCGUGGCAGCGCCAGCCCCGGGAAAUGGAGGGACUCCGUCCCUUGGCGUCAUCACGGAAGGUGUGGGUGAGCUGGCAGUCAUUGAUCCGGAGGUGGCCAAGAAAGCCUGCGAGGAGGUCCUGGAAAAGGUCAAGCAGAGGCACUGCGUCGCAAUGGAUGGGUCCAUCAAGCUGAAGGAUGGCGGCAGGGCAGUGGGCGGUCGCCGGCCUGGCCUGGCGUUGCCGAACGGCAACAUGGGGGAGUGCUGCGAGAUCAAGUGCUUGGACGAUCCGCCGGACAAGAUCCAGGAAGAGGACGAGCAUCUGUUCAACACGGUGAAGAGCGCCCGGCGACGCCAGAAGAACAACUCGGCCAAGCAGUCGUGGCUACUGCGGCUUUUUGAGUCGAAGCUCUUUGACAUCUCCAUGGCCAUUUCGUACCUCUACAACUCGAAGGAGCCCGGGGUGCAAGCCUACAUCGGCAACCGGCUGUUCUACUUCCGCAACGAGGACGUGGACUUCUACCUGCCUCAGCUGCUGAAUAUGUACAUCCACAUGGACGAGGACGUCGGGGAUGCCAUCAAGCCCUACAUUGUCCACCGGUGCCGUCAGAGCAUCAACUUUUCUCUCCAGUGCGCCCUGCUCUUGGGAGCGUACUCCUCGGACAUGCACAUCUCCACCCAGCGCCACUCCCGCGGGACCAAGCUGCGCAAGCUCAUCCUCUCUGACGAGCUCAAGCCGGCGCAUCGGAAGAGAGAACUGCCGUCUCUGAGCCCGGCGCCCGACACGGGACUCUCGCCUUCCAAAAGGACUCACCAGAGAUCCAAGUCGGACGCCACCGUCAGCGUCAGCCUCAGCAGCAACUUGAAGCGGACUGCCAGUAACCCCAAAGUCGAGAAUGACGACGAGGAGCUCUCCUCGAGUACGGAAAGUCUUGAUAGAUCCUUUUGCUCCCCCAUCCGACUGGCCCCGGAGAGAGAGUUCAUCAAGUCGCUGAUGGGCAUCGGGAAGCGCCUGACGACGCUGCCCACCAAGGAGCAGAAGACGCAGCGCCUCAUCUCGGAGCUCUCGCUGCUGAAUCACAAGCUGCCGGCCCGCGUCUGGCUCCCCACCGCUGGCUUUGACCACCAUGUGGUGCGGGUCCCGCACACCCAGGCUGUGGUGCUGAACUCCAAGGACAAGGCUCCGUAUCUAAUCUACGUGGAAGUACUUGAAUGUGAAAACUUCGACACCACUAAUGUUCCAGCCCGGAUCCCGGAAAACCGCAUCCGUAGCACGAGGUCUGUGGAGAACCUUCCGGAAUGCGGGAUCACCCACGAGCAGCGGGCCAGUAGUUUCACCACCGUUCCCAACUACGACAACGAUGACGAGGCCUGGUCUGUGGACGACAUUGUGGAGCUGCAGGUGGAGCUUCCAGAAGUACAUACCAACAGCUGUGACAACAUCUCCCAGUUUUCUGUGGACAGCAUCACCAGCCAGGAGAGCAAAGAGCCCGUCUUUAUAGCUGCUGGAGACAUCAGGCGGCGCCUCUCGGAGCAGCUUGCCCAUACUCCCACCUCCUUCAAGAGGGACCCUGAGGAUCCGUCUGCCGUUGCCCUGAAGGAGCCAUGGCAGGAGAAAGUCAGGCGGAUCCGGGAGGGUUCCCCGUACGGCCACCUCCCCAACUGGCGCCUUCUCUCUGUGAUUGUGAAAUGUGGGGAUGAUCUCCGCCAAGAGCUGCUGGCAUUCCAGGUCCUCAAGCAGCUGCAGUCCAUCUGGGAGCAGGAGCGCGUCCCCCUGUGGAUCAAGCCAUACAAAAUCCUCGUCAUCUCGGCGGACAGCGGCAUGAUCGAGCCCGUGGUCAACGCCGUGUCCAUCCACCAGGUGAAGAAGCAGUCCCAGCUCUCGCUGCUGGACUACUUCCUGCAGGAGCACGGCAGCUACACCACCGAGGCCUUCCUGACUGCCCAGCGCAACUUCGUGCAGAGCUGUGCCGGCUACUGCCUUGUCUGCUACCUGCUGCAGGUCAAGGACAGGCACAAUGGCAACAUCUUGCUGGAUGCCGACGGACACAUCAUCCACAUCGACUUCGGGUUCAUCCUCUCCAGCUCCCCCCGGAAUCUCGGCUUUGAGACCUCUGCCUUCAAGCUCACCACAGAGUUUGUUGAUGUCAUGGGAGGCUUGGACGGCGACAUGUUCAACUACUACAAAAUGCUGAUGCUGCAGGGCCUCAUUGCUGCUCGGAAGCACAUGGAUAAAGUGGCGCAGAUUGUGGAGAUCAUGCAGCAAGGUUCCCAGCUGCCCUGCUUCCACGGCUCCAGCACCAUCCGGAACCUGAAGGAACGUUUCCACAUGAACAUGACGGAGGAGCAGCUGCAGGUGCUGAUCGAGCAGAUGGUGGACGGCAGCAUGCGCUCCCUCACCACCAAGCUCUACGACGGCUUCCAGUACCUCACCAACGGCAUCAUGUGACCGCCCGCCUCCCCCCCCCCCGCCCUGGGCUCCGGGGUCCGUGUCGAGCCAGAGAGGGAAAGGAGUUCUCCUCGCCCGCUGAGGGGUGCCGGCUCGCGGGCCUUUUUAAGCGGGCGCCAUUUUUACCGGAUUCUUGUAGACCCCAGUGGGGACGGGGGAAAACUGACCCCUGACCAGUAGGAACAUUUUUCCUGUGAAGCGCGAAGGAUCAUGUGGGAAACUCUUGACAUUCUCCUUUUAAAGCAACGAGCAAGGACGGAGCCAUCGCUCUCUGGAUGUCUGAAAACCAUGUUGUGUGUCUGUGUUUGUCUCGCCCUCCUUUCUCCAGCUCUUUAUUUCAGUAUUAUACCUCUUUGAUCAUCCUGUGAAGUCUCUCCCAACAGCCUGGCAAACGUUGAUGGGUCGGGGUGGGGGUGGGGAGAGUAUAUGUGGGAGAGGGGGGUGCUUAGCUUCGCAGCCAGCCCCAGCCCUCCCUCAUGGCCCCACCAACGCCGUUGAGCUGACUUUCCCUCCUCCCUGUGCAUGUUUUAGUUUGCAUUUGGCAAGAUGGUUCCCUACCUGUCCCCCCACCCCGCCCCCGCAAUUUCUUUCCUCUUGCACAUUUUAAUGCAAAGUUAGAUUGCCCAGGGAACUUUUUUGGAUACUUGGUGGUUCCCUCAGCCAUCUUUGCUCUCCUUGAACUUCUGGGGUUUGUGGCACUGUGUGUCACUUUCCAUAGAAACUCCCCAGAGGUUUUGUAUUGCACCUUAAAUGUUUUUUUUGGAGACACAAUUCAUGGUUUGGCUCUUCUGCGAUAAUCUUUGAUUUGGUUAACGGUGUUUGAUCUGUGCUGCAUCAAAACAGUCAUCUUGUGUUUGGCCCAGGUGACAGUCAAACAGGACAGAAGUCACAGAAAAGCCACGUGUGGGUGCUACCCCCUUCUUUCUGACCCUUCAAUCACCUUUGGUGCGUUUGUUCAGCCAGUUACUAAUCUUCUGAUCGGGCCACCCACCACAACUCUCACACAGGCACACUAAAUAGAGCAUUUCCCUGGCCUUUUUUGCUCUCUCUUGGCAACGGUCACCCCAGUUUGCAGCUCCCAGUGGAGUAGAGCCGCAAUAUAGAACGAUGUUCCCACCUCUUCCCAUCUGGCUGCUAGGCAGAUCGAGGGCUGCCUUCCUCCCUUAGCAGAAUUGGGCCCGCCUGUCCCUUCGAUGCUCGCUGCGUCUUGGCCCGAGUCUUCGUUGCACCCGUGAGUAUCUUUGAGCCUGGCAACUAUGUAAAGGAUCAGCCUUGACGCGGCUCCUAAAAAACAUGAAGGCUUGUGAUAGGAAUUUCAGAAAUAACUCGGCUGCCGGGAUGGCUCCUCUUUUCUCUCUACCCAACCCGUGACCCAUGUUUGGCUGGUUCUCAACCCACCGAUAAAGUUACAACAUUCUUGGUUCUCUCCGAGCGAAGCUGAAGCAUGUCCAUGCAUGCAGAACACGCGUUUUCUGUCCCUCGCUUUUGGAGGCACAAGCCAUGCCAUGAGGUCUGUGUGCGCGGCGUCUGUGUGGGUUUGUCCCGUUCCUUUUGGGUUUUUUUUUCUGUUGCAUGCUCUGCCCCCAACUCCUUUUGUGUGUGUUUAGGGUUGUGUGUGUGUGUUUUUACUUCAUCUCUUUUUUUAAGACGGUGAUUAGGACCCCCCCCCCCAGAUCUGUAGCCCAAGGAAGGCUGCUCACAGUACAAGGAGGGCACGCCAGUUGCAGAACCAGUCCUUGGGAGCCAGUCUGCCAGUACUUUGGAGGAGGGAAAUGAAGAUGGGGGUGGAAGCUGCUGGGUGAAAUGACAAGGAAAGACAGAUGGCCCAGUACAUUCCUUACCAGCGUGUGUCUCUCUUUUUUUUUUUAACUGAGUCCCGUAGAGAAUGUGAGAUUUGCAAGGUAGUGCCUGCAGAAGGCAGAGGCAGCUAUGCUAGCUUGUCAGUGAAAUCGUUUAGACACCUGCAGGCUCUGCUGUCCUCUCAGGGCGUUUCUUGAAGUCUGAGACUUUGUGAUUUGCUCUCUGGCCUUUUUUGACCUUCUCAAAAGACUCGUUCAGCCGGCCGCCUGGGGACAGCAGCAGCAGGGGGCUUGCGUGCCUCUUCCUUAGGGGCGCUCAGCGCCCUUGAUGCUCUGGCUGGCUGUGUCUGUCUUGUCCCCAUGUUCCCCCUUGCAGGGGAUCCUUUAGGGGUGAUGUUGUCCUACUCUGGGUCAGCCACACUUGUGGGAAAAGGGAGCCAAGCACAGGGUGGUCAUGAACGGGAAGGGCGGGCAGGGGGAGAGGGAUAAGCCCCGCAGUCAGCAGGGUCGCCGUUUUGCAGAGCUGAGGGGGUCCUCGGGAGAGAGCAGCUGAGAUCUGUUGGCUGUCAUGGAAGGGGAAUUGCUGCACUUCUCUUAAGUUGGGGCAUAAUGAUGGGGGGGGGAGGGAGAGAAUUGAAAGAAGGAGGAGCCCUUUCCAACUCCAGUUUCUGGUAAGCCAGUGGGCCAUGCAAAAUUGAGUGUCAAGCUCUUAUCUGCCUGGUGUACAUGACACAGCUAUCCCACCCUCUAGUCUCCUCAUGGUGCGUGUGUGUGUGUGUGUGGGGGGGUUACGUCGCAGUAUCUGGCUGAAACAGAACCGCCGCCUCCUCUUGCAUUGGGGCCAGUUCACAAAGGAUGCAGGGAGCGAACCUGUGCAUGGGCAGAAGCACCCAGGUGACUGUAGCACUCUCCGCUUCUGGUAGCUGCUACAGGCACCCAUGACCCGGUCCUUGCCGACCUUCACUGGCUCCUUUUUCACCACCUGCAUGCGCUGACCGACAUCUCGGAGCAACAGAGGCCAUCAGCUGGUGAUGUGGUGGAAAGGAGUUUUGGUGGGGUCAUGCCGGAGGGCACCUCUGAACCCUUCCGGUAAUAUCCUAGGUAGGGUUUUGUGGGAGUGGAGUUAGCUGAACAGCCUUCGGGGGGGGGGGCGCAGCAGGGCGUCAGAGGAAGAGCUUAGACCGGGCAGCUUGCGGGUGGCAGUGAAGGUCGGGGAUGGGCCAAUGGCUGCCAUUUCCCUUGUGAAGAACAGGCCCGGGAAGCAGCUGCCAGGCUCAGAAUGGGUGGCGGCGGUGGCGGAGGGCCACUCGGCCUCAUUGAAAUUGUCCUCUUGUUUUUCCUUGUUCUCAACACAUUCGUGCACGUCCGUUCUCCCCCCCCCCCCACUCUGUGUGUGUGCGUGCGUGUGCUGGGGGUGGGUGGGAUGUGUGAGUAUCUGUUUUUUCUUUCCCUAUUCAGUAAGGAUGGGCCAAACUCCAAAAUAAAGUCUAUGAAAUGAACUUACAUUUCUAAUAAAAAAAGUCUC
Molecule: messenger RNA, 6206 nt
Organism: Eublepharis macularius
Lineage: Eukaryota; Metazoa; Chordata; Lepidosauria; Squamata; Eublepharidae
Gene: PI4KB
Product: phosphatidylinositol 4-kinase beta
Exons: 13
Coding region: 402-2882 (826 amino acids)
Biological process (GO): phosphatidylinositol-mediated signaling; phosphatidylinositol phosphate biosynthetic process
Cellular component (GO): cytoplasm; membrane
Molecular function (GO): 1-phosphatidylinositol 4-kinase activity
Source: RefSeq, a predicted model, not a curated record